UGUCAGAUUUCGUGAGGCAACAGUCCCACUGAAUGUGACCGCAGCAGAUGCACACCUCUCGCUCCCUGGAUAACAAGAAGUAGAAAAAACCAUGGCGGAAAUGAAGUCAAACAACAUACUUUCCGAGGACUUCAAAGAUAUCAUCAAUCAUGGUAAAAAUAUUUGGAGAAGGAAACCAUCUAUGAGGGAUUUGCUACUGUGGCUUGUCAUAGUGGGUAUGACGUACCUAAUGCUUGCGUUUUUCAUCACUGGCCGUGUAAAGUUGUCGCAUCCGAAACCAUCUCAAAGAAAGUUCUCCGCACGUAUGCGUGACGAACGAAAUAUCGACUCCAAUGCCCCCGCUAAACUGCCGAUUGUUACUUCCCCAGCAACAACUUCAAAUCCAACGGUCGCCCGAAAAUCCUUUUUCUACAUCCAGUACCCUAAGGCAAGUUACAACGUAUGUGAUCGGCUGGCGAUAUACAUCGAAGUGAGAGACGGUAACAACAAGACGAAGACUAGAGGAGGUGAUUUUAUGUGGCCAUACCUGCAAACAGUCUCACUACGCGCUAGUACCCCGGCAGACAAGGUGAUCGACCAUGGUAAUGGCUCAUACACCGCCCUCUUCACGCUUCACUGGGCGGGGGAAAUCGAGCCAUUUGUACGGUUAGUCCUCAGCUCCGAGGAGGCUUAUUUCGUACGCAGCAUCAGGGACCGAAUACCUUAUAGGUUUGCCUACGACGCUAAGUUCACCGACGGCAAAACCAGCGAAGUGACACCGUGCCACAUUACAAAAGAUAUGUACGUCGAUAAAGCAGCGAAAGGGUUGUUAUUCGUGAAGAAAGCGGAAGUGUGUGAUUUUUCAGAUCCUAGGACAGGUUCAACUUGGUAUUGCCUCAAGCCAAAAUCUCUCUCCUGUUCCCAUCGCAGUAAUCAUCGAGGGAGCCCAGAAAGGGGAAACAGCUACCUUCAACAAGCGUUGCUUCACAAAAAAGUAUCGUUAGCCAAGCCAGAGAUGUUGAAGAACACUGGCAACGUAAGAACGGUCAAAGUGAUGUCUAAAGUGAGUGACUCUGCUUGUCUGGAUUUACCACAUUGCAAUCCUGGUCUUCCACCCAAGCGAGCCGACCACUCCGCCGGAUAUUACUUCAAAGAUUUAUGGAAGUCAAAGGUUUGCCUUGCCAGUGAACUCCAAUUGAAGGAAACUAUCGAGUGCCUUCGAAAUAAGCAUUUGUUUUUCAUCGGUGACUCCACCAUAAGACAGUGGUUCUGGUAUCUUGUCUCACACACUGGACAAACCAUGAAGGAGCAUAUUACAUCGACUGAAGCGGGAGUCAGGCGAGUGUAUGGACACGCUUUUGACAACGCCCACAACAUUACGCUGGAUUUUCGAUUUCAUGACUACCCACUUAUUGGUGACUGGAUUAGUACAAGUGUUAUCUACUCUGCAGUUGACUUGAUUGACAGUCUGCCAGGCGGGAGGGACACAGUGCUAGGAUUUACCAUGUGUGCUCACUUUACAUUCACGAAUCUGACCUAUUAUUUAUCUCGAUUGGAACCCAUUAGAGAUGCCAUUGUACGACUUCAGACGAGAGGCACUGGAAAAGCUACCGUUAUUAUCAAGUCGGCGAACACUGGCACUCUACAGGUAACACCUGUGAACACCGAACUGCUCUGUUACGAUCUUGAUCUAACGAUGAGGGCGUUUUUCAGGGAAGUUCCUAACGUCACCAUUAUUGACGUUUGGGACAUGACUCUAAGCCACAGAGGUGGAUAUAACAUACAUCCCAGUAAAUUGGUCGUCGGAGAAGAAGUCAACUUGUUCCUGAACUUUGUUUGCAGCAAGAGAGCCUAAAAGUUGACCCCUUGUGGCAGGCUUCCUGAACUCUUGGAUAGGAAAAAUAACAUAAGUGUCCAUGUGUGUGUAUAGCACACUUUGACCUUUGGGUAAGAAAUAGCUAAAGGUCAUGUAUGAUUUAUGAAUAUUGUUACGAUCCGAAAAACUCAGAACUAUUUAAUUAUUGAGAAACUUGAAUAUUCUCCGAUGCAACAAAGAAAUCAAACAAGUUCACACUGAUAUGAGGAACAAAUAAACAAAUAUGAUUAGGCCUAAAUGAGAACGUUACACUUAGAAAAUAGUAACAAACAAAAUGUUGUUUGGAACUAGUUUACAUUGAUAAGGAAUAUCUCAUAUAAACAGGAUGUUUUAUCGGGCGAGAACUUGGCAAGGCACUACCGGUGAAGAAUGCUGGACUCCACAGAUGGCGAAAAAGAGUUCAGUUCUUGACGGUGCAAAAAUGAGCUGCAACGGGGACGAAGACCGCGUCCAAUAAGAAUGACCAGGCUCGACACGAAACGGUGAGGGCGUGCUGCCCGUUGCAAAUACGAGACCUGAUGUUAACACAUUUAAACUGGAACUGGAUUCACUUCAAAAACUGUUUUUUCCGGAUCAAAAUUCAGGUCUGUACUUCACUUGGUCUGGCCGAACCUUUCUUACAAGUGUUGCUCCACAAUUCUUCAUGAUGACACCGCAGAGGAAGGACGCCUCUGCACUGAGCUCCGGGUUUUCUGUGUGUUCCCUCCACGGUGUGUAGCUAACGAUACCCAAAGCUACGAGGCAGUAAAAGGAUGGACACUGCUGCGGGUGUUGUUCCUCAUGCACUCCGUAGAUUCGGGAGAGUGAAAAAUGAUAAAACUAAUGCCGUGUGGAUCGGUGGUAACAAGGGGCGUCAGAAACGUCCCAGAGGACAGUUUUAGAGCCUUGGUUAUUGAUUUCAUAGUCAAUCUUGAUGAAAUAAAGUGUUAGAUGCUACUGCCACUUUAGUAUAUCACUGAUCCAAGAGAAACCUUACGGUUAUGGGUCGAGUCACAAUAGUUAAGUCUCUUAUUUUAUCUUUACUUUUUUGAUCUUGUCUUUUCCAGACCCAGCCCCAGACAUAAUUAGGAAUCUAAAUGUUAUGCUGUAUAAAUUUAUUUGGAGGGGGUCGAUAGAAUCGCAAGGAAUCAGAUGAUUCAAGACUAUAAGCAUGGUAGUGUAAAGAUGGUUGAUUUAAGUUUAUCUAUAAAAGCUUUAAAGUGUACAUGGAUUCGUAGAUUCGUGGAUAUUUUUGUUUCAUAAGAUGAGUGAUAUCCAGAAUGUUCUGUCUAUUGAAGGCGGCCAUCUUGGCGUUACUCGCCUUUUUUCAGCGAGCCAGGUAGGCAAACUGUUUUUGGAUUGAUGUUUUAAAAGCUUGGAGUUUUUUUACUCGGUGUCGUAUUUCUUCUCAAGCGAAUGAAGUACUUGUCUAGGUUUUGUGGUAUAACCAUAAUAUUAUGAUGUAUAUUUUAUUAACACUGGGCUAACAAAGGAGUUAAUUUUGAAGGCGAUCGUUUAGACAGUGAGGGUCAUUUUUUAAUCUUAGACGAUUUUAUCAGAAAAUUUGACGUCAAGACAAAUUGUUUGGAGUAUGGGGGAGAUAUCAAUACAGUUAAAAAAUUUUUCGUCGCACACUGUCACACGUCAACUGCAAUGUAUGCUUUCCUUUUAUUCCUUUUAAUUUUAGGUCACUUCUGUUGGAUGAAAAAAGGCUCUACUCGUGUCUACCGUAUUCUGACCUCUGCAACGAAGGUUGUUCAUAGGUUUACUGAUAGAUGGGAAACGAAAUCGGUUUGUAACCUUCCUCGCACGGAAUGGUUGAAUUUAUGUAGCCUACCUUUCUUUUAACGUGUGAUACUAAACUGCGGUGGUUUCAAUAUAGACUAACUCAAAGAAUAUUGGCUGUAGAUUGGUAUUUGCUGAAAAAGGGAAAAGGGACGAUUUGUGUUCUUUUUGUCAAGUUGAAAGUGAAACUUUGUUACAUCUCCUUUGCACUUGCCAGGUCUCCACUUUGUUUUGGAACCUUAUUAGUGAUUGGUUGAAAAAUAUGUUGAAAAUUCAGAUGCAAUUGGAUAACCAAACUAUCCUUUUCGCAACUACUUAUAAUUCCAGGAGUGUACUAAAUUUAAUUCUUUUGCUUGGCCGCUUUCAUAUCUACAAAAUGAAAAUGAAUGGAGGCUUACCUUCGUUUGUACUGUUUAGAGACGAUUUAAAAAGAUAUUAUGCUUAUGAAAAAUUAUGAAAAAAAUUUUUUACCACCAAUGGUAAAAUGGACACUUUCUCCUUGCUAUUUAAUUACCUAUUACAAAUUGACUGCUUGUAUGUUUCUUUUCUUGAUUUUAUGUGACAUGCAAGAGAAAUAUUAAUAAAGGCCCUGAGUGGGAAAAAAG
Messenger RNA from Acanthaster planci (crown-of-thorns starfish), 4224 nucleotides. RefSeq names its product NXPE family member 3-like. NCBI's taxonomy places the organism in Eukaryota, Metazoa, Echinodermata, Asteroidea, Valvatida, Acanthasteridae. The record is from RefSeq and is a predicted model, not a curated record.